CUUGAGGACCAUGCCGGCUCUCCUCUAAUCACCGGCAUACCUGGAGCAUGCCUGGGGAGGAAUUCGAGAGUGCUACUUCCCGAGCCCAGCCUGAGGCCAGGCUCGACAUGUGGCAUGUCCUACGGUUCAAAACGAGCAUCCGACAGAUCCAUAAAUACUUUACACUUGAAGUUUCACAAAUCUGAUACCACAGACUCCAUAAUGGAAGAACAAGAAGUAAAGGAGACAAUGCUGAUGGGCAGAGACAUAAGCCAUAUGCCAUGCUUCCGUCAAACAUUUCUCUACAGUAUUAGCUCUGGGCUUGCAGUUGGUUUCCUCAAUUUCAUGCUGACAUCAAGAGUCCAGCGCUCGGCACAUUUAGCUUUCGGCACAUAUGGAUGUGUUACAUUAGCAUACUGGUCAUACUGUCGGUACAACUUCUCAAAGGAGAAGUUUAACAUGGGCCUGCUCCAGGGCGCUAUGCAAAAGCAAGUUCUGUAUGAAGGCACUGAAAUGGAAAAAAUAGUUAAGCAAAAUUGAGUAAUAAAUGUAUAUACUGUACAUAUUUAUUAUAUAAUUAUAUAUAUAA
Molecule: messenger RNA, 568 nt
Organism: Procambarus clarkii (red swamp crayfish)
Lineage: Eukaryota; Metazoa; Arthropoda; Malacostraca; Decapoda; Cambaridae
Gene: l(3)87Df
Product: lethal (3) 87Df
Biological process (GO): mitochondrial respiratory chain complex IV assembly
Cellular component (GO): mitochondrial inner membrane; mitochondrion
Source: RefSeq, a predicted model, not a curated record